Malus domestica (apple) is the source of this 5385-nucleotide messenger RNA. RefSeq names its product ABC transporter C family member 14-like. Gene Ontology annotation, cellular component: membrane. Gene Ontology annotation, molecular function: ABC-type transporter activity; ATP hydrolysis activity; ATP binding. The record is from RefSeq and is a predicted model, not a curated record. NCBI's taxonomy places the organism in Eukaryota, Viridiplantae, Streptophyta, Magnoliopsida, Rosales, Rosaceae. Gene Ontology annotation, biological process: transmembrane transport.
CUCGACGGAGUGAAGCCUGCAGAACCCCACUCCUCCACGUCUCUGAAGCCAUAAAUAAUUUUCUUGUCCAUUUCCUGCUCUGUGGACCGUGAAGCUAAUCAUACAUAGACGGACACAGGCAGACCCUUUAGUCACAGAAAAGCAACUCUCUCUCUCUGUCUCUCUCUCUAAGCGUCUUCCUUUCUGUGUGCGUUAGUUAUAUAUGCAACGCCAAUAUAUUGGGUAUGAAGGUCUGAGAGGUCGAGAGCUGAUAAGGGACACGUUUCUAGGAACGGUGUUUUAUGCCUUGGGAUUGUCCAGCAGCUUUCAGUUCUUCCGAGUGUGAUUCAAUUGUCUGAGUCUCUCUCUCUCUCUCUCUCUCUCUCCCUCUCUCUCCCUCUCUCUCUCCCAAGAUCCCUUGCUCUUUUUCCUCUUCAAACUCAACGUUCAAAUAGCUUCCAACAAACCCAGGGAAAAGGAAGAAGGUUGCUGAUUUGAUUUCAGCAUAAAAGUCUGCAACUUUAGCUGCUGCUACGAAGUUUUUUGUAGCCAUGUCUUCCGGGACUUGGAUCACAUCAUUUUCGUGUUCGCCAUCCGUGGUUCAGUCCUCGGAGGACACCGCCGUGACACCAAUCUUUCAAUGGCUGAGAUUCAUUUUCCUCUCUCCCUGUCCUCAGAGAGCUCUGCUGUCCACUGUCGACCUCCUCUUCUUGCUCUCGCUCUUGGCAUUUUCGAUACACAAGCUUUAUUCCCGCUUCAUCUCCGCGGAUGGCGGCCGCAACUCCGACCUCAACAAGCCCCUCAUUAGGAACAACAGAGCUCAUCUCAGAACUACUCUCCUCUUUAAGGCUUCUCUGAUGGUGAGCAGUCUGUUGACAAUAUGUUAUGCAGUUGUUUGCAUUCUUGCUUUCACUAGAAGCACCGAGUUGCCAUGGAAGCUCGUAGACGGGGUUUUCUGGUUGGUUCAGUCCAUAACUCAUGCAGUGAUCACAAUUCUGGUGGCGCACGGGAAGAGAUUUGAAGCGGUUAAGCACCCGCUUUCUCUUCGGAUUUAUUGGGUUGCAAACUUUGUGGUUAUUUCCUUGUUCACAGCAUCGGGGAUACUUCGUUUGGUUUAUGCUCAAGGAAUUCAGGAGCCUAGUUUGAGAUUGGAUGAUAUAGUUUCAAUGGCUUCUUUCCCUUUGGCGAUUGUUCUUCUUGUUAUCGCCAUUAGAGGAUCAACUGGGAUUUCUGUGAACAGAGAAUUUGAGGGAGUUACAAACGGAGACGCAGUAUUAUACGAACCCCUUUCGAACAAAUCCAAUGUGACUGGCUUUGCUUCGGCUUCUAUAAUUUCUAAAACCUUUUGGAUUUGGAUGAAUCCUCUGCUAAGUAAAGGGUACAAAAGUCCGCUGAAGGUUGACGAAAUCCCAUCCCUUUCCCCGGAACAUAGAGCUGAAGUAAUGUCAGUUCUCUUUGAAUCGAAGUGGCCAAAACCGCAAGAAAAAUCAGACCAUCCAGUUCGAACAACAUUACUCCGGUGCUUCUGGAAAGAAAUUGCUUUCACAGCUUCCCUUGCUGUGAUCAGGCUUUGUGUCCUGUAUGUUGGGCCUGUGCUUAUCCAAAGUUUUGUAGAUUACACCGCGGGAAUAAGAACCUCGCCAUUUGAAGGAUACUACCUCGUAUUGAUCCUUCUAUGCGCGAAAUUUGUCGAAGUUUUAACCACUCACCAAUUUAACUUCAACUCCCAGAAGCUUGGGAUGCUCAUUCGUUCCACGCUUAUUACUUCUUUGUACAAGAAGGGGUUGAGGUUGUCAUGCUCAGCUCGGCAGGCUCAUGGAGUUGGACAGAUUGUGAAUUACAUGGCGGUUGAUGCCCAACAGCUCUCAGAUAUGAUGCUGCAGCUGCACUCUAUAUGGAUGAUGCCGGUGCAACUUACCAUCGCAUUGGCCCUUCUAUAUAACACCCUUGGUGCAGCAGCGAUCACAGCUGUAAUCGGAGUCAUGUGUAUUCUUGUGUUUGUUGUGCUGGGAGCGAGGCGGAACAACAGGUUCAAUUUUAAUGUGAUGAAGAAUCGGGAUUCAAGGAUGAAGGCAACGAACGAGAUGCUUAAUUAUAUGCGCGUGAUCAAGUUCCAAGCUUGGGAGGAUUACUUUAACAAAAGAAUCCAAGCUUUCCGCGACUCAGAGUUUAGCUGGCUGACCAAGUUCUUUUACUCAAUCAAUGCCAAUGUCGUGGUUAUGUGGUGCACCCCAGUACUUAUAUCAACUCUCACAUUCGGGACUGCACUUUUGUUGGGUGUACAACUCGAUGCUGGGACAGUGUUCACAACCACAACCAUCUUCAAAAUUCUUCAGGAGCCAAUCAGGGCAUUCCCGCAAUCUAUGAUAUCUAUUUCUCAAGCUAUUAUAUCGCUUGGGAGGUUGGAUCGAUAUAUGAUGAGUAGGGAAUUGGUGGAGGAUUCGGUGGAGAGGGUAGAAGACUGCGAUAGUAGGAUUGCUGUUGAAGUUAAAGAUGCCGCGUUUAGCUGGGACGAUGAAAGCAAUGAAGAGGCUUUGAAAAACAUAAAUAUAAAUGUUAACAAAGGCGAGCUAACCGCGAUUGUAGGGACAGUGGGAUCCGGAAAGUCUUCCCUUCUCGCCUCAAUUCUCGGUGAGAUGCACAAGUUAUCGGGAACGGUACGAGUUUGCGGGAAAACUGCCUACGUGGCUCAAACAUCAUGGAUUCAAAACGGAACCAUUGAAGAAAACAUCCUAUUUGGUUUUCCAAUGGACAGAGAGAGAUACCGGGAAGUUGUCAGGGUUUGUUGCUUGGAAAAGGACAUGGAACUGAUGGAGUUUGGAGAUCAAACUGAGAUAGGAGAGCGUGGCAUCAACCUAAGUGGUGGCCAGAAACAGAGGAUACAACUUGCUCGUGCUGUGUAUCAAAACUGUGACAUAUAUCUUCUCGAUGACGUCUUCAGUGCUGUUGAUGCUCAUACAGGGUCCGAAAUAUUUAAGGAAUGUGUGAGGGGAGCGCUUAAAAACAAGACGGUUUUACUUGUAACUCAUCAAGUGGACUUCUUGCAUAAUGUUGAUCUUAUUUUGGUCAUGAGAGACGGGAUGAUAGUACAAGCAGGAAAGUAUAACGAUUUGCUAAAUUCCGGCCUGGAUUUCAAAGAGCUUGUUGCUGCCCACGAAAACUCCAUGGAACUUGUAGAAAUGAGUACUGCUGAUCCCAGCAAAAGUUCCCACGGACCUCAAAUAUCUCAGCAACUCUCUUCAAAACGUGGGGAAGCAAAUGGUGAAAACAGCUCUUUGGACCAGCCAAAGUCUGAUAAAGCGAGUUCUAAGCUCAUCAAAGAAGAGGAGAAAGAAACCGGCAAAGUAAGCUUGCACAUUUACAAAGUUUACUGCACGGAGGCUUACGGAUGGGGUGGUGUGGUGGUAGUGUUGUCAUUGUCUCUGAUGUGGCAAGCAUCUCAAAUGUCGGGUGAUUACUGGCUGUCGUAUGAAACUGCAGCAAAGCGUGCAGCGUCAUUCAAACCAUCGGAGUUUAUAAUCGUCUAUGCAAUUAUUGCUUGUGUCUCAUUCGUUGUGGUAUUGAUAAGAGCACUUGUCGUGAUGUUUGUGGGGCUUAAAACAGCUCAGACAUUUUUCAAGCAAAUUCUUCAUAGCAUCCUGCAUGCCCCCAUGUCGUUUUUCGAUACUACACCUUCUGGAAGAAUUCUGAGUAGGGCAUCAACUGAUCAGACGAAUAUCGAUCUAUUUCUUCCCUUCAUAAUGGGUGUCACCAUUGCCAUGUACUUUACUGUGCUUGGCAUCUUCAUCAUCAUAUGCCAAUACUCAUGGCCCACUGUAUUCUUGCUGAUUCCGCUUGUUUGGCUUAAUGUCUGGUACCGGGGUUACUAUCUUGCAUCAUCUCGAGAGUUAACUCGACUUGAUUCAAUCACAAAAGCUCCUGUAAUCCAUCAUUUCUCAGAAAGCAUAUCUGGGGUGAUGACAAUCCGCUCAUUCAGAAUGCAAAGCUUGUUCUCCAAGGAAAACAUCAAACGAGUUAAUGCCAACUUACGUAUGGAUUUCCACAACAAUGGGUCCAAUGAGUGGUUGGGUUUCCGAUUGGAGAUGCUUGGGAGUUUACUUCUCUGUGUAUCCGCUAUAUUCAUGAUCUUGUUGCCGAGCAGCAUUAUAAAGCCCGAGAAUGUUGGUUUAACUCUCUCCUACGGAUUGUCCCUUAAUGGUGUGCUGUUCUGGGCCAUAUAUUUGAGCUGCUUCGUUGAAAAUAGGAUGGUGUCGGUUGAGAGGGUAAAACAGUUCACAAACAUUCCAUCAGAAGCAGCAUGGAAGAUUGUAGACCGUGUUCCUCCUCCAAAUUGGCCUUCUCGUGGCAACGUUGAGCUCAAAGACUUGCAGGUCAGAUAUCGCCCUAAUACACCAUUGGUUCUGAAAGGCAUUAGUUUAAACAUUUUCGGGGGUGAGAAGAUUGGCGUUGUUGGUCGAACAGGAAGUGGGAAAUCCACUAUAAUCCAAGUGUUCUUUAGGCUGGUAGAACCUUCAGGAGGCAGAAUUAUCAUCGAUGGGAUCGAUAUAACCACAAUAGGGCUUCACGAUCUCAGGUCUCGCUUUGGGAUCAUUCCUCAAGAACCUGUCCUUUUUGAAGGAACUGUGAGAAGCAACAUUGACCCAGUUGGAAUGUAUUCAGAUGAAGAGAUUUGGAAGAGCCUCGAACGCUGCCAACUUAAAGACGUGGUUGCUGCAAAACCCGAAAAACUUAACUCUUUAGUGGCUGAUAACGGAGACAAUUGGAGCGUGGGACAAAGACAGCUUCUCUGUUUGGGACGAGUCAUGUUAAAGCACAGCCGACUCUUGUUCAUGGACGAGGCCACUGCAUCAGUGGAUUCACAGACCGAUGCUGUAAUACAAAGGAUCAUCCGAGAGGAUUUCGCUGCCUGUACAAUUAUCAGCAUUGCGCACAGAAUACCAACGGUGAUGGACUGCAAUCGAGUUUUAGUAGUAGAUGCAGGACUAGCUAGGGAAUUUGAUGCACCAUCCCGCUUGCUUGAAAGACCGUCACUGUUUGGUGCCUUGGUUCAGGAGUACGCCAACCGAUCAUCAGGACUAUAACCAACAACGGCAUUCUGCAUCUCUCACCUCCUCAUCGUUGCUUCGAGUGGCGUUUCCAUUUACGCUCGCGAAUUUUCCAAGAAUCACUGGCACCCGUCCUCGAAGCCGGAGUAAAAGGGGCCGACUCCAAUCAAUUUUCCGAGAACAAGUCUUGCCUGCCACUGCAGGAAGUAGCUAAUGUAUAAUGUAUUUAGAUUAGAAAACUCAUAUUUAAGCUUUCUUGCUGCACAAGAAAUAUGAAGAUGCUUCUUGAAGCAUUCAGUUAUAUUAUUCCUGGAAAUUUCAGAAACUCAAAAUUUAUGGAUGCAAUCUCAUCAGUUUCCAA